UUUUGCAUGUCUGCAGGGGAGAGAUCUGCAGUGUCCUUUGAGGACGUAGCCGUGUUCUUCACAGAGGAAGAAUGGGCUCUCCUGGAUCCAGGUCAAAGAAAACUCUUUUGGGAAGUUACGGAGGAAAAUUAUGAGACAGUGGCCUCUCUGGUUGCAGAUGUGAGGGAGAUGGUGAGUGAAAAGGAAUCAGGAAAUAGAGUUUUGGGAAAAGAUGAAGAUCUGAAGGUGGAAGCGAAAUCUGGGGAUCAAGCAUUACCAAAGCAGGACUGCGAUGAGGCGCAAGAUUUCCCCACAGACCAUUCCGAGGAACUGGACCAUCUCCAAGAUUAUGAGAGCGCUUCCAGGUGUUGUGUGGAGGAUGCCACCAUUUUUAAUCUUCAACAGAGACCAGAGAUGUUCUUUGAAGGCCAAUCAUUAGAGGGGGUGGUAAAUUCUGCUCCUUGCUGGGGAGGCUUGGAGGACCUCAGUGAAUCCGCCGGCCAACAGAGAAUCCCCACAACAGAGAUUCGAGAAAAGCGGACCAAGAACAGCAAAGACCUUAGCUGGAGGUCGGACUUUGUGAUCAGCCGGAGAAUACCAAAGAAACAGGACAAGCCCUACAAAUGUUCCGAGUGCGGGAAAAGCUUCAGCGUGAGCUCGGACAUUAUCCGGCAUCAGAGAAUCCAUACCGGAGAGAAGCCCUACAAAUGCGUGACGUGCGGGAAAGGGUUCAAUCAAAAUUCCCACCUUGUCGCGCAUCAGAGGACCCACACAGGGGAGAAGCCAUAUAAAUGCUGGGAGUGCGGGAAAAGCUUCAGCCUGAGUUCAGAUUUUACCCGGCAUCAGAGAAUCCACACAGGGGCGAAACCAUAUAAGUGCUCAGAAUGCGGGAAAGGUUUCAUACAGAAAUCGCACUACAUUACACAUACAAGGAACCAUACUGGGGAAAAUCCAUAUAAGUGUCCUGAAUGUGGUAGAGGGUUCACUUCCAGCACCCUGCUCAUCAGGCACCAGAGAAUCCACACAGGGGAGAAGCCGUUCAAAUGCUCCUAUUGCGACAAAAGGUUCUGCGCCAGCUCAAACCUUGUCACGCACAUGAGAACGCACACUGGCGAAAAGCCAUUCAAGUGCUUGGAGUGCGGGAAGAGCUUCAGUCAGAAAUCCACCCUGAUUGCGCACGAGAGAACGCACACGGGCGAGAAACCCUACAAAUGUUGGUGCGGCAAAAUGUUCAGCAAGAGCUCGGAUCUCCUCGCUCACGAGAGAACUCACACAGGUGAGAAACCCUAUGUCUGCCUGAGCUGCGGCAAAAACUUCCGGAUGAGUUCUCACCUGAUAAGACACCAGCGGAUUCACACAGGGGAGAAACCGUAUAAGUGUUCAGAGUGCGGACGGAACUUCAGUGCCAGUUCGCACCUUAUCAGACAUCAGAAGAUCCACUUAGGGGAAAACUGAAGAACUGCAACGUGGUUGCAA
Messenger RNA from Euleptes europaea (tarantolino), 1455 nucleotides. Its product is annotated as zinc finger protein 501-like. Gene Ontology annotation, molecular function: RNA polymerase II cis-regulatory region sequence-specific DNA binding; DNA-binding transcription activator activity, RNA polymerase II-specific. NCBI's taxonomy places the organism in Eukaryota, Metazoa, Chordata, Lepidosauria, Squamata, Sphaerodactylidae. The transcript is spliced from 4 exons. Gene Ontology annotation, biological process: regulation of transcription by RNA polymerase II. Gene Ontology annotation, cellular component: nucleus. The coding region runs from base 7 to 1434 and encodes 475 amino acids. The record is from RefSeq and is a predicted model, not a curated record.